AAGAAAAAGAAGACGAUAAAUGCAAGUGGCACCAUUAGAGCACCACUAUACUUGAGUUUGCUAACACUGCUAUUUUUUAUCACCGUCUCUUUGUAAUUGCAACUACACACCUUCUCCUGAAGAAACUGCAACUUCAUGGCGGCAUUUGAUAUUGAGGCUUCCUCUUCCUCUUCUGGAUCUUUCACUUACGAUGUGUUUCUCAAUUUUAGGGGUGAAGAAACUCGCAAUAACUUCACUGGUUUUCUUCACAACGCUAUGAAAAGAGAAGGAAUCAAUGUAUUUAUAGAUAGCGAAGGCCUGUGGGGUGGAGAAGAAAUCAAAUCGGCACUCCUCCAAGCAAUUAAACAAUCCAAAAUCUCGAUUCCUGUCUUCUCUGAAGGAUAUGCGGAUAGCAAAUGGUGCCUCAUGGAACUGGUUGAGAUAGUUAGAUGCCAUACAUCCAACGGUCAAAAAAUUCUGCCCAUAUUUUUGGAUGUUGAUCCUAGAGAUGUUCGAAAUCAGAAAGGAAGUUUUGAAGAAUCAUUUCAGAAACACAAUGGGAAAUUUGAUGCCCAGACCAUAAAGAGUUGGAGAGAAGCCUUAAGUGUAGUCGGAGGUUUAUCGGGAUACCAUCUCAAGCAAGUAAACAUGAAUCAACCAGAGCUAGUUAAAUUAGUUGUUGAUUGGGCAUUGAGUGAAUUGAGUAGCAAUUGUUUGGCUGAAGUUAAAAAUCCUAUUGGCUGUGAAAUUGACGAUCUUGGGCUGGAAAAUGGUGACAUGGGAGUUCAAUUCAUCUAGAUUUUGUAAGGGCCUUCAAGGUUCAGAGAAGUCAAAUUCCAAUGGUAUGAAGUAGUAUUCCUGUGAAAAUUU
Messenger RNA from Macadamia integrifolia, 849 nucleotides. RefSeq names its product disease resistance protein L6-like. The coding region runs from base 136 to 777 and encodes 213 amino acids. NCBI's taxonomy places the organism in Eukaryota, Viridiplantae, Streptophyta, Magnoliopsida, Proteales, Proteaceae. The record is from RefSeq and is a predicted model, not a curated record. The transcript is spliced from 3 exons. Gene Ontology annotation, biological process: signal transduction.